AUGACUGAAUCGGAAAAGCCUCUCAACCAGGAGGAGAUCUCGCGUCUUCUGAAGCAUUUCAGUGGCGAGGGCCCUCCAGCCAAUGAUCGGUGGGCAGCGCUAUGGGAUGCGGGCGACUUCCUCCCUUGGGAUCAGGGCAUUCCCAAUCCGGCCCUUGUGCAUGUCAUGGAGAACCGUCAGGAUCUCAUUGGUGCCUCUGCCUUUAUUCAUGACGGAAAGGGGGAGUGCCGGAGGAAGCGAGCGCUGGUGCCGGGUUGUGGACGUGGAUAUGACGUCCUCCUCCUGUCCAGCCUAGGCUAUGACGCCUAUGGCCUUGACGUAUCGACUAAGGCGGCUGAGGAAGCUAAUGCGUGGGCUGGGGAGCAUCUGGCCGAUUAUCCUGUUCGAGAUCAGGCAGCUGGACCAGGGAAGGCGCAGUUCAUCAUAGGUGACUUUUUUAGUGACGAGUGGAUUGCUCGCAUGGACCUUCCUGGUAAAUUCGAGAUCAUCUAUGACUAUACCUUCUUCUGUGCCCUCACCCCUGACCUUCGUUCCUCGUGGGCUCGCCGGUACUGGGAUCUCCUUUCCACGCACCAGGAAAGUGUGAUCGUCUGCGUCGAAUUUCCGACCCAGAAAAAGCUGUCCCUCGGUGGGCCCCCUUACGCCUCGCCUUCAUCCGUCUAUUUGGCGCAUUUGAGUCACCCUGGACAGGAGAUUCGGUAUGACGUCGAAGGAGCACCGCUCACUGAAUUGGAGCUCGAAAAUGCGAACGGAUUUCAAAGAGUCGGUCAUUGGAAGGCCGAGAAGUCGCAUCCGAUGGGGAAAGGAAUGGAUUGGGUGAGUGUGUGGAGACGAAGUGACAAGUGA
This is a messenger RNA of Penicillium hordei, 846 nucleotides long. Its product is annotated as TPMT family. The record is from RefSeq and is a predicted model, not a curated record. Lineage: Eukaryota; Fungi; Ascomycota; Eurotiomycetes; Eurotiales; Aspergillaceae. The transcript is spliced from 2 exons. Gene Ontology annotation, molecular function: S-adenosylmethionine-dependent methyltransferase activity. The coding region runs from base 1 to 846 and encodes 281 amino acids.